This is a messenger RNA of Rubroshorea leprosula, 2752 nucleotides long. The record is from the annotation of a GenBank genome assembly. NCBI's taxonomy places the organism in Eukaryota, Viridiplantae, Streptophyta, Magnoliopsida, Malvales, Dipterocarpaceae.
CUCGAAAUAAAGCAAAGGGAAGAAGAAUGUGAUUCCUAAGCUCUUUUUGUCUUUAUCAAUGAUUUCUUUUUAAGGUUUGCACUUUAUCAUUCAACUGUCACUCACGUUCCCUUCCCUUCUCUUUUUCAUAUUCAUCUUCCUCUUUUUUCUGUGACUUCAAGCUCUGUUUUUCAUGGAGUCAUUGGCAAUUAAUCAAGUGGUUUCCUGUAAGCUACCCAUUAAUUUAAUCCCACAGGAUUUUAUGUUUAGACCCAGGCGCGAAGUGGGUUUCGGUUCUUUGUGGAGGGGAAGCAUCAGAAGUAAUGGGUUUUUGAGGGUUCUGAAGAAGGAGGGUGGAGGUGGUGGCUAUGGAGGGGUGUUUGGUGGGUCCAAGGACGAGGAUCGUGACUCUAAUGCUGAGGAAAAUGAGAAGGGUAUUUUCCUGGGUAUGGAGAGGGACGGUUCUGGUUCUGUCAUUGGAUUAAAUCUGGGGUCUCAUCAUUCUGAAAUUUCAGGGGGCACUGAAGUCAUUAAUUCUCAUGAAGUUACAGCUAUUGAUAUGGAAGAGGAAUACGAGGAAAUUGAAGAAGAUAUUUUCAAGACCAAAGUAACGUACAAUGUUGUUUUUGUCACUGCUGAAGCAGCACCUUAUUCAAAGACGGGUGGAUUAGGAGAUGUUUGUGGUUCUUUGCCCAUAGCACUAGCUCGUCGUGGACAUAGAGUCAUGGUUGUCUCUCCUCGUUACCUUAAUGGUACUCAUUCAGAAAAGAACUUUUCUGGUGCUUGUGAUUUAAAUCAGUGCAUCAUGGUAUUUUGCUUUGGAGGAGCACAAGAGGUUGCAUUCUUUCAUGAGUAUAGGGACGGGGUUGAUUGGGUAUUUGUGGACCAUCCUUCAUACCACAGACCUGGAAAUCCUUAUGGUGAUAGUCAUGGUUGUUUUGGAGAUAACCAGUUUCGGUUCACUUUACUUUGUCAUGCUGCAUGUGAAGCUCCUUUGGUGCUUCCACUGGGAGGGUGUACCUAUGGAGAGAAAUGUCUCUUCCUUGUCAAUGAUUGGCAUGCUGGUCUAGUGCCAGUGCUUCUGGCAUCCAAAUAUCGUCCAUUUGGAGUUUAUAGGGAAGCUCGAAGCAUUCUUGUAAUUCAUAACCUCGCUCAUCAGGGAGUGGAACCUGCAGCAAGUUACAAAAAUUUGGGAUUGGCUCCUGAGUGGUAUGGGGCACUUGGAUGGGUGUUCCCUCCAUGGGCAAGGACACAUGCUCUUGACCCAGGUGAGGCUGUCAAUAUUUUGAAGGGUGCAGUUGUUACAGCUGACCGCUUACUGACCGUUAGUGAGGGCUAUUCAUGGGAAAUAACAACUGUUGACGGUGGAUAUGGCUUGCAUGAUCUAUUAAGCAAUCGAAAGAGUGUUCUCAAUGGGAUUACAAAUGGCAUUGAUGUUGUUGAAUGGGACCCAUCAUUAGACGAGCAUAUUGCUUCCCAUUACACUGCUGAUGAUCUCUCUGGAAAGGUUCAAUGCAAGAUUUCUCUACAAAAGGAACUAGGUCUUCCUGUAAGGCCUGAAGUUCCCUUGAUUGGAUUUAUUGGAAGACUGGACUACCAGAAAGGAAUUGACCUGAUACGUUUGGCAACUCCAGAGCUCAUGCAAGAUGAUGUCCAAUUUGUAAUGCUUGGCUCUGGGGACCCACAGUAUGAAGACUGGAUGAGAACGGCUGAAUCAGAUUACACAGACAAAUUUCGGGGUUGGGUUGGAUUUAAUGUUCCAAUUUCUCACAGGAUCACUGCAGGUUGUGACAUACUGUUGAUGCCCUCAAGAUUCGAACCCUGUGGGUUAAAUCAGUUGUAUGCAAUGAGAUAUGGUACCAUACCAGUAGUUCAUGCCACAGGAGGACUUCGAGAUACGGUUCAGAAUUUCAAUCCAUAUGCUGAACAAGUUAGCGGUGAAGAAGGUACAGGGUGGUUGUUCUCUCCACUGACAAAAGAAAGCAUGGUGGGGGCGGUGAAGACUGCAAUACUGACCUACAGAGAACAUAAAGAAUCUUGGGAAGGAUUGAUGAGGAGAGGGAUGAAGAGGGACUUUACAUGGGAAAGUGCUGCCAAACAAUACGAGCAGGUUUUUGAAUGGGCCUUCAUCGAUCCUCCAUACUGUUAGCUGAUGAAACCGAGGCUGAGAUUCUGAAGGGAUGAAACGGAGUAAGGGAGGAUGUCAUUAUGCAUGGAGUGGUGACGGUUAUUUCUAGAACCUUUGGAGAAAGAAAAAGAAAAAUGAAAGAGAGAUUCAACAACACGUUUGAUAAAACAAAUAGUUUUUAAUUGUUUCCAUGCAGACAUGAGAAACAAUAAAAAAUGGCUAAAUUAAAAUGCAGUUGAAGUCAUUUGGCUAUUGAUUUGAGCAAGAAUAACUAUAUAGUUUUGGCGUUCUCAGGAGCUUCUUUGAACUCCUGGAGAUUUUUAUAACUUUCUCUAGCUUUCUUUCUUCAUCUUUUCUCCUUAGCCCCUUCUUCCAUCACUCCUCGUUCUUUCUUCUUGCUCUUAUCUUUUCCUUUUUCCUUUUCCUUUUCCCCUUUUCCAAUUUUCUGUCCCUUCUUUUUGCUUUUCCUGUUCUGUUUUUGCCUCUCUUAGAAUUGGGAAAUGGGGAGAUGAGAAAGAAAAAGAAGAAAAAAGAGGAAUACUUUUUUGGGUUUCAUGUAGUCUUAGAUAUCUAUAUAGCCAUGACACAGACAGAAAUGGCUAGCUCGCUUUGAUAUCAUGUAUUCCCUAUCUUUUAUUAAUUAGU